AGAGAGAAUAUACUCGUAGGGGUGCGGACCGUAUUGCGUGUCGAACAGCUAUUUCAAGUAAAUUGACAGCCAUUAAAAGAGUGACUGGCAGCGGCUCUUCUCGCUCGGUCUCACUCCCGUCAAACGCGAACCGAGAACAGAUCGAAGAAAAGAAGCUCACAACCAUGUCCAUCUCCGACUCUGGCCGCUCUUCGCUUUCCUGCCAAAGAUUACAUGGGAAGGUUGCCUUGGUCACCGGUGGAGCAACUGGAAUUGGAGAGAGCAUUGUGCGCCUAUUCCACAAGCAUGGUGCGAAGGUUUGUAUCGCCGACGUGCAAGAUAACCUGGGUCAUCAGGUCCUGGAAUCUCUUGGUGGGGAACAUAGUGUUUCCUAUGUGCACUGUGAUGUCACCCUUGAAGAUGAUGUUCGCCGUGCAGUCGAUGGAACAGUCAGUAAAUUCGGUACGCUCGAUGUGAUGGUCAACAAUGCUGGGACAUCUGGCCCGCCAUGUUCAGACAUCCGUAAUGUAGAAUUGUCUGAUUUCGAGAAGGUGUUCGAUUUAAAUGUGAAAGGGGUUUUCAUCGGAAUGAAGCAUGCCGCCCGUAUUAUGAUCCCGCAGAAGAGCGGUGUCAUAAUUUCUAUAAGCAGUGUUUGUAGUGUCAUAGGGGGCUUGGGCCCACAUGCGUACACCGGGUCCAAGCAUGCCGUUGUGGGGCUGACCCAAAAUGUCGCGGCCGAGCUGGGAAAGCAUGGGAUACGCGUGAACUGCGUCUCUCCCUAUGCAGUUGCGACAGGCCUGGCAGUGGCUCAUUUGCCCGAGGAGGAGCGAACUGAAGAUGCCAUGGUGGGCUUUCGCUCCUUCGUCGCUAGGAAUGCCAACUUGGAGGGAGUCGAGCUGACAACAGGCGAUGUGGCGAACGCGGUCCUCUUUCUGGCCAGUGAUGACGCGAGGUACGUGAGCGGGCUUAAUCUCAUGGUAGAUGGGGGUUUCACAUGUUCGAAUCACACUCUCCGAGUCUUCAGAUGAUCAAUUUGGGACUUAUGCACUGUGCAUACCAUGCUGCAUCCUGCCUCAAUUGUUGUUACUUGGAUCUUGGUGGGUUGUUUCAUCAGGUAUGGAUCAAGGACCAACAGGGUGCACUGGAUCUUAGCAUGGCUAAGGGUAUUUAUGAGGCCUUUGCUUCUGCCCCACUUGUUGAAGAUGAAUUCGAAUUGUUUUCCUUUACCAUUCGCACAUUUCCUGAUCUUUGUUUUGACCUGCAAUGACUUCUGUAAUAAAGGGUCAACUAUCGUGCAAUAUCAGCACCCGUGUAAUAUUAAGUGUAGUCGUGAUUAGUGUUUUGGCUC
Molecule: messenger RNA, 1327 nt
Organism: Eucalyptus grandis
Lineage: Eukaryota; Viridiplantae; Streptophyta; Magnoliopsida; Myrtales; Myrtaceae
Product: xanthoxin dehydrogenase
Exons: 2
Coding region: 165-1007 (280 amino acids)
Biological process (GO): abscisic acid biosynthetic process
Cellular component (GO): cytosol
Molecular function (GO): xanthoxin dehydrogenase (NAD+) activity
Source: RefSeq, a predicted model, not a curated record